Colletotrichum aenigma is the source of this 909-nucleotide messenger RNA. RefSeq lists its product as uncharacterized. NCBI's taxonomy places the organism in Eukaryota, Fungi, Ascomycota, Sordariomycetes, Glomerellales, Glomerellaceae. The record is from RefSeq and is a predicted model, not a curated record. Bases 1 to 909 code for a protein of 302 amino acids. The transcript is spliced from 5 exons.
AUGGUUUCAUUAAACAACUUCUUCGAUCAUCACUUCUCCAACAACUUAUCACCCCAUCAAAAUGACUUUCACCGUCGCCGCCUGCUUGCUUCCAAACUCAUCCAAAACCCCGAUGUUACCCUCCGAGGCUACUGCCGUGACCCCAAGAAGGUCAUCGCGCCCUUGGCAUCUUCCCCACAAGUUGAACUCUUCCAAGGUGAAGCCUACGACGAGGAAAAGAUCCGAAACUUCGUCAAGGGCUCCGACGUUGUCAUCUGCGCAUACCUUGGUGACGAUAGGCUCAUGGUCGAGGGGCAGAAAAUGCUCAUCGAUGCAUGCGAGUCUGAGGGAGUUUCUAGGUACAUCGCCAGCGACUGGGCUCUGGACUAUACCAAGCUCGAGCUCGGCGAGCUCUUCCCCAAGAACCCCAUGAAGCCCGUGAAGGCGUACCUUGAAACCAAGAAGUCCGUCAAGGGCGUUCACAUUCUCAUCGGGGGCUUCAUUGACGCCAUCAUGAGCCCCUUCUUCUCGGUCAUCGACCCUGGUACCUCUUACGAGAAUGCCGCUGAGUAUACGGCGGCGGUCGCGACCGAUCCUUCCGCUGUUGGUGUGCAAAGGUUCUUGGGAGACAGAAAGAUCAUCAAAGAAAUUGCGGCCUCUUUUGAAAGGGUCUACGGUAUUAAGCCGCAUAUGGAACGCUUGGGCUCGAUUGACGAUCUCAAGUCCACCAUGCACCGCGCCCAGGCGGAGAAUCCGUCCGACAUUUUGAAGUACAUGUCUUUGUUCUACAUGUACUACUGGGUCAAUGGUCGGACGUUCGUUGGACCCGAUAUUCAGAAUGAAGAGUAUCCAAAUGUCAGUCCUGUCGCGUGGGAGGAUUUCAUGAAGGCAAACAAGCUGGAGGAGCUUUCUGGAGUGUUUUCCGCGUAG